AUUAAUUCUAUUUAAAAUUCUUUUUAUUAAAAAAUAUUUCAGCUUGUAUAAUUUUAAUUUUAAAUUAUUUUAAUAGUCAGUAAUAUGAUUUAUGUGUGUAGGAACUCGUUGUGUUGUUGAUUUUUAACUAAAAUAAUUUAUAACUCAAAUGUGUAUAAAUUUCACAGCUUAUUAUUGCUCAUGUUAUUAUUUUGAUGGAGUUUCUUUUUAAUUUUUUCUUCACAUUGACAUAUUUGGCUGAUUUUGGGGAAUGCUCUGGAAGGUUUUUUUCUCGAUCUUUAGGGCUAUCAAACUCUCCUGUGCUUCAGAAUCAAACCAGUAGGGAUGAACUUUCUUUUCCUUACUUGAAUGUGUACUACAACUUUGACCCAAAGGACUGGAGUAGUAUUCGAGAACAACAAUCAAGAUUGUCUAACUUUCGUAAAAGGCUAUCACGACUACGGCGUCAAGUGGUCACCGAUAUGGAUCGUAUUAAUCAGUUCAUGGACAUUGAGAAGAAUCUAGCAAUUAACGCCAGGGGUAAACUGUUUCAAACUGCUCUAUCUAGGAAUGUACUACCAAUUAAAACAGAUAAAAAUGAGAAGAACAGGGAACCAAUUCGCUUGUAUGACAAUGUCACAAACGAUAUUCCUCAUUUAAAUUAUUUGUACAAAAUGAACCAGUAAUUUUAUACCUUUCA
Messenger RNA from Theileria parva strain Muguga, 679 nucleotides. RefSeq lists its product as uncharacterized. The coding region runs from base 195 to 665 and encodes 156 amino acids. The transcript has 7 exons. NCBI's taxonomy places the organism in Eukaryota, Apicomplexa, Aconoidasida, Piroplasmida, Theileriidae. The record is from RefSeq and is a predicted model, not a curated record.